Molecule: messenger RNA, 2688 nt
Organism: Arabidopsis lyrata subsp. lyrata
Lineage: Eukaryota; Viridiplantae; Streptophyta; Magnoliopsida; Brassicales; Brassicaceae
Product: putative protease Do-like 3, mitochondrial
Exons: 8
Coding region: 181-1818 (545 amino acids)
Biological process (GO): proteolysis
Molecular function (GO): protein binding; serine-type endopeptidase activity
Source: RefSeq, a predicted model, not a curated record
UUACUUAUUAGAUAUUAUCAUCGUAAACUAACUAUCAAACCAAUUAAUAUUCAUAAAGAUAAGAAAGAAAUAUUCUGCUUAGCUAAAUUUCCCCUGUAAUAAAUAUAUUAAACUACUCUUAUCGCUUUAAAGCUUAGUCGUAAUUUGCUACCAAGUAUCAACUGCUGAGAGAUUGAGAGAAUGUCCUUGUUCCGCUCUGUUUGUACCGUGUCCCGGUUCUACAUCGCCUCGAGCGCUCUCGUUCCUGGACUCCUUCGUUUCAAUACUUCCAAUAUUCGCUGCUUUUCAUCGGAGAAGUCAGUAGUACACGCACCAUUGUUUGCUUCGGAAAACAGUAUAAACUCGGUGCUUACGAACUCAUCAAUCUUGAGCAUCUCUCAACAUUGGAAGAAUACGCUUCCGCAAGGGAAAAAAGUAUCUGCUAUUGAUUUGGCUCUUAACUCAGUGGUGAAGGUGUUCACUGUCUCUAACAAGCAUAGAACUUUUCAACCAUGGCAGUUUUGUUUGCAAGAUGAAGGCACCGGCUCAGGAUUUGUAAUCGCGGGAAGGAAGAUUCUUACGAAUGCUCAUGUAGUGGCUAAUCACACAUCUGUUAAAGUCAGAAAACAUGGUUCACCUACGAAGUACAAAGCAAAAGUUCGAGCAAUCGGGCAUGAAUGUGAUUUGGCCAUCUUGGAUAUCGAUAGCGAUAACUUUUGGGAGGGAAUGAACCCCUUGGAACUUGGGGAUAUACCCUCUCUGCAAGAAAAAGUGUAUGUUGUUGGCUAUCCAAAAGGUGGUGAUACCAUAUCCGUUACGAAAGGUGUUGUGUCGAGAGUUGAACUCUUAGAAUACAGUCACAGCGCCACUGAACUACUGGCAAUACAAAUAGAUGCAGCUAUAAAUGAAGGAAAUAGUGGCGGUCCGGUAAUCAUGGGCAACAAAGUGGCUGGUGUAGCAUUCGAAACUCUAGGUUGUUCCGAUAGUAUAGGCUAUAUAAUUCCAACUCCGGUCAUUAGCCAUUUUUUAGAUGCUGUUGAAGAAAGUGGUCAACAUGUUAGUUUCUGCUCAAUAAAUCUAUCAUAUCAGAAUAUGGAGAAUGAUCAACUCCGUAACCACUUCAAAAUGAGCGACGACAUGACAGGGAUUGUUAUAAAAAAAAUAAACCCGCUUUCGGAUUCAUACAAAGUUCUAAAAAAAAAUGAUGUCAUUCUCGCGAUUGAUGGUGUUCCUAUAGGAAACGAUAGUACAGUCCCUUUUCGAAACAAGGAACGAAUAACUUUCAAGCAUUUGGUUUCUAUGAAGAAACCAUGUGAAAGAGCGUUACUCAAAGUCUUAAGAGAGGGAAAAGAGUAUGAGUUUAGUAUUAGUCUAAAACCCGUGCCACGGCUAGUUCCAAUGCAUCAAUUUGACAAGCCUCCAAGUUAUUAUAUAUUCGGGGGUCUUGUAUUUGUACCUCUAACUAAACCAUACAUUGAUGAUGCUUCUAUUUCCAAAUAUGCUCUAGAGAAGAUGCCCAAAAAAGCCGGUGAACAAAUCGUAAUAAUUUCUCAGAUUCUGGAGGAUGACAUCAAUACAGGAUACAACAUUUUUGAAGAUUUGCAGGUGAAGAAAGUGAAUGGAGUGCAAGUGCAUAAUCUCAAACAUCUAUAUAAUCUCAUAGAGGAAUGCUGCACAGAAAAAUUGUUGAUGGACUUGGAGCAAGAUAAUAUUAUCGCCCUCGAUUAUAAAUCUGCGAAAAAAGCCACUUCUAAGAUCUUGAAAAAACUUGAAAUACCCUCGGCCAUGUCCAAGGACCUUAAGCCUAGACAGUUGAAUAGGCGCCGCAGAGUUUCUUGAUAGAGAAUUAAACAUUAAUUUGGCCAGCGGGUCAGCUUCUGAUGCAGCUUUACCCUUUCAAGGAUUGUCACAUUACAUUUUAAAGGAAAUUAAUAAUUACAAGUUUAAUUUUAGGUGUUUGAUUUUCUAAACUUUUUUUUGUUAUUACCAAAUCCAAUAAUAGAGGAUUAUAUAACUGUUAUUGUAGAGAAAGUGAUGUGGCUUCGGGAAGCCAAAUUUUGGAUGUCAAACUGACUCUUCACUCUUAAAUAAGUUCUCUUUAAAAGAGCCUUUAGAAGCUCAACAUUAGGGUUCGGCACAAUGUACUCGUCUUCCCUUCAAACACUCUUUGAUAGCCGUGGGAACUAAAACUUGCUGGUUUCGGCUUAUCCAAAGAGCUUACAUGCUUUAGUUUCGGGUCUGGGGGAUUACGGGCUUUGGUCCAAAACCUCCUCGUAUUAAAUUCUGUUCUUGAGAUGAAAUGGGAAAAUUCUUACACGUGGAGGCUAUAUGAGGAUAUCUCUCCGGUGGCCACAGAGUUCUUGAUGCAGUGCUUUGCGUGGCAGCCUGCAGAUAGGGCCACCGUGUAUGAGCUCUUGGACCAUUCUUUUGUUGCUGAAAAUUAACCUUCCGUUUCUUCUUUCUUUCAUAAGGAAUAUUGCCAAAACAUGAGGAAUUAGAUUCCAAAACCACAAGGCUUGGACUAGUGAGAACGAAAGUGAAACAUCCUCUGGUGACGGCUCUAUGAGUGAUUUUUUUUUUUUUAUGUUUCGGUUAAGUUUACGUGUUUUCUUGUUUUGCAAGAAAACUAAUUAUUGUGACUGUUUUUUUUUCCCAUCUUGCACUUUUGAAUUUCUGUAUUUGUGUAGCGAUCGACAAGUGAGAAUGUGC